This is a messenger RNA of Vigna unguiculata (cowpea), 2107 nucleotides long. It is a transcript of the gene CYCJ18, whose product is annotated as cyclin J18. Lineage: Eukaryota; Viridiplantae; Streptophyta; Magnoliopsida; Fabales; Fabaceae. The record is from RefSeq and is a predicted model, not a curated record.
CAAAAAGUUUCCUAGAACAUAAUCACACAGUAUGGUGCUUUCUCCAAUUAUCAAAAAUAGACUAAUGAGCAUGGCAUAACAAUUAUUAAGAAAACCAAGAACAUUUGUGCGUUCACAUGUAUAGUGUUUCUCUCGAGCAUAUAUGUGUAUUAGGUAAGUGUAUCACUCAAUCUGCACACAUUGAAACAACACAAUGCAAUUUUGAUUUUCAUCUCUAAAGAAAUAAUAUCACAGACAUCAAGAGAUCACAAGGUCUUCAAAUGGUUGUAACUUACUGGACUAGAAAGAACAUUGGUUCUUCUAGAUAAUCAAAUUAACACCACUUGAGAAGAGGAGAAAUUUUUUUUUUUCAAGAUUCAUUCAUCAUCUCCACUUUCUCAAGUAUAAGAACCACAGUAUCCAAAUUUUCAAGAAUCAGUCAUCACCCAUUGAGAUAAGAUUGUCAUUUUUCUUUUUCUUUUGCCUUUUUUUUUUUUUUUUUUUUUGACUUUGUGUUGAAUCUCUCCACCCGGAAGCUUGUUAAAAUGAAACCACGUCAAUUUUCACUAUAUCUGACAAAUUCCAUCCCUUUUAGUAACAAGUUACUUAACCCCAAUGAUUCACAUCAUCAUGUUUUCCUCUUCUCUAAGGUCUUUGUAGCUCAAGGGAAGAAAAACUCAUUUAUUGGAUCAAGGGGUUUAAACAAGGAUAAAGAAGUUGUCAAGGUAGCUUUUUGGCUUAGUGGUUAGAAUUCACAACAAAGUGAACAAAUUGCCUUGAUCAUAUAUAUGCUCACAUGUGCAACCUAUGAACAAAUCUUCCUACUGUUUACUGUUCCAUCUUCAGGACUUCUAAAUGUUCUUUGAUAGUGCGAGAGUUAGAUGAGUGAGUUGCGGGAGCUUGGGAAGAAGAACCUGUUUUAGUAGAUGAUUGCUUAUCAAAUUUUUCAUAACAGUGUUGCAUGAUGUAACUGUGAUUAACAGCUUGGGAAGCCAUCCUGAGGCACUCAAAACAACACUUGUUAGUACUCACAACAUUAAAACAAAGACACCAUAUAUUACCAAAAUAAGUGCCUAAGUAAUCAAAAGAAAUGCAUAAGACUCAAUCCAACAGCCAAGAACAGCCAAAAGCAAGAAAUACAAAAAGGCGAAUUGGUCUAGACAAAAUAACAAACACAUUAUUGUAGUUUUGUGAAGAAUUAAUGGAAGAGAAUGAGAUAGAGAUGGAGAUUGGAAGGGUCCCCGUGGUUGAGUUUCUCAUUCAGUCUGCUGAACACCUCCAUGUUUCCCCCAUUGUUAAGUACUCUGCAUUCUCCUUCUUAGCCGAUCGCUUCUUUCAUUCUCUCCCAACCUUCAUACAAGCUGCUGGAGCUUCCUCUUCAAGCUGGCUAUUGCGACCUGUCACCGAGAGCACCUUGCAGCUGUUUGCGCUUAUUUCCCUGUGGAUUUCUACCAAAAUACACAAUUCUCGACCACUCUCCGUUGCAUCUUUCAAGUCCUUGGCUCACACUUUCAUCAAGGACCAGCACUUCACUACUCGGAAUUUCCUUGAAGCAGAGGUCCUCUUCAUGCAGGUUUUGAAUUUUGAGAUUGGUACAUCAAAUAUUGCUUUUUUCUUCCUUGAAGACCUUUGGGUUCAGUUCAAGGGAGUGGCCAGAGUUGGUGAAUUAAUUAGCAUUGAAGUUUGCAUGGAUAUUAUGGAUCUUCUCUAUGAAAAAGAGGAGAUGUCGGUUCAUUUUAGGUCCCCUAAGUCCCUUGCUGCGUCAAUCUUGGUUACGUCAUACGUAAUCACGGUCCCUAGACAGAAAUGGGAGUUUCCUCUUCUUGCAUGGGUAAAUUUUGUGACCUCAUGUAAGGAAGAUGAUAUCACAAGAUUGGUGACCAAGAUUCUCAAGCAUGUUCUUGGCCCUACUUGAGAUGAGUAGGUGGCGGCAAAAGAAAUUAGUCAUUCAGGAUUGCAGAAGAGUUUGAGGAUAAAUAUGUAGCAAUAUCAAAGAAGAACAUUCAAAAUCCAAAACAUGAAGAGAUAGUACUCUUCCAUUCGCCAGUGAGUAAUGGAAGACAUUGUGCUACAUGUGACCAGCUAUUAAGCUUCAAUUACUUGCAAGUGGGUUCUGUCUUUCUUUUUA